GGCACAACUUCUGAUGCAUGAAGAGCAGGGACUGGAAGUGGGCCGACAUCGAGACCAGGUUGAAGAAGAUGGGCGUGGAUAGGAAGGCCAUCAACUGCGGAAAGAAAUGGGACAACUUGAUGCAACACUUCAAAAAGGAAGCAAGUUCCAGGGCUUGUCAGGGGGGAAGGACUACUUCAAGCUAACGCCAGGGGAGAGGAGGUCGGAGGGCUUCAAUUUUGUCCUGGAUCGGAGCGUGUACGAGGAGAUGGGCGCGAUGACGAAGGGGGAUCACACCAUCUAUCUGAAGAAUGUCGCGGACACUGGAGCGGCGGGCGGGGUCCACAUGCCUGCGAGGCCUGCAACAGGAGCCGAAUCCAUCGCCAGGAAGGGUGGUGGAGAAGCGCAGGAUGACGAACAAGGAUCGACGAAGGAUUCCACAUUCAGCAACGGGAGCGGGGGGGGGUCCGGGAAGAGGAAAAACAUGCAGCAACAGACCUUCGAAGUCAUUCCCGAUGUUAUGGACAAACACGGAACCCUCAUGGCGACCACCAUGGAUAGCGCCAACAAGGGACAGUGCUCCAUGAUGUUGUGGCAGUGCGAGAUCCUGGAGACCGAAGUGGACGUGCAGAGGAGGCAUUAUGAACAAGAUGAGGUGCAACACCCUCCUCGAGAUAGCAAAAGCCAUCCCCUACGACACCGACGACCCAUCGACAACGGCAUGCGGCGGAGGGUGGUGAUGUUCACCCUCUCGUGCAUGCAGGUGGGGCCACAGUCGUCGCCGCGAGUGGGGCUGCAACGUCGCGCGGGGUCGAGAUCAUCGUCGCAGCCGGGGCUGCGACUUCACGCGGAGGCGAGGUCAUUGCCACGGGGGGGGCAGGGGCAUCGCGCGGGCGGUGGGGGUGGAGGGGUUAGAGAAGACGGUGAUCGACAAAGGGAUGGUGGGCGUGCAGAUAACAAGAACGAGCAGGAGGACGACGAACCCCUUGUCAACAGGCUUCGAAGGGGAGGUGUGCUGAAGGAACUGUUCGAGUGGGCGACACUAUGGGUCGAUGACAAGUCUUUCUGGACGAAAGGGGAGGGUCGGCGACUGUACAACAUCAUCGAUGAGACAAACGAAUACUUUGACGCCAUCACCAGUGGCCUUGCUGUGCCAGUAGUGCCCCGCAACGUCAUCAUGCAAAAAACGAGGAUAUCGACGAUCAGGAUCACAAAUCAUGCGCAGCUGCAGCAAGCGCUGAGCCUCGCCACCAAACUAUAGAAUGUCGCUUUGUGCGUUAUCCACGGCUGGGUCUUCAAGUCCGCCAACUUCUCCAUAGGAUACAGUUUUGCGUUCCAGUAC
Chara braunii is the source of this 1321-nucleotide messenger RNA. The record is from the annotation of a GenBank genome assembly. Lineage: Eukaryota; Viridiplantae; Streptophyta; Charophyceae; Charales; Characeae.